Molecule: messenger RNA, 4367 nt
Organism: Haemorhous mexicanus (house finch)
Lineage: Eukaryota; Metazoa; Chordata; Aves; Passeriformes; Fringillidae
Gene: EXD2
Product: exonuclease 3'-5' domain containing 2
Exons: 10
Coding region: 2328-4193 (621 amino acids)
Biological process (GO): nucleobase-containing compound metabolic process
Cellular component (GO): cytoplasm; nucleus
Molecular function (GO): 3'-5' exonuclease activity; nucleic acid binding
Source: RefSeq, a predicted model, not a curated record
UGGCAGAGAGGUGUUAGACACUCCGCCGCUUCCUGAUCCCGCUGGCUCCUCCCCGCUUCCCUCAGCAGCUGAUCCUCAGCUGCAGCCCUCGCCUCCCGGCCCGGCUCUAGCGUGGCGCCGCCGCCGGUUAACUCGCUGCUGGAGCGGCGCGGGGGGACAGACACACUCGCCCCUGCGGGGGGACGGUAACGUUCGCCACUCCGGGCACGGACGGACACGUUCGCCACUCCAAGGACCUCCUGGGGCAAGGACACAUUCGCCGCUGCGGGAACUUGGAGGGGGCCGGACACGCUCGCCGCUCCGGGGACCUUUUGGGGGAAGGACACGUUCGCCACUCGGAGGACCUGCCGGAGAACGGGACCCUGUACUUCUCAGGUAAUAUCUGAUGCCAUGUCAGGCAACAGGAGUGUCAUUUAAAGAGUGAUGUCCCUGAGGCGCUGCACAGACCCCCAGUCCCACCUUGCAGCUGACUGCAUGCUGCCUGCGCACAAAAUGAACAGCUUGAAACUUUCAGGUCUGUAUUUCCCCAUAGCACCAGUACCUAGGGAAGAUACGGUUUUCAGAAGGUGAGAGGAAUUAGCCUGACCAUCCUGGCCAUCUUUGUGUAGCACUGCAUCUGCUGGGAAUUAGGAGUCUUGAAACUUUAAAAUAAGCAGGGGGAAAACUGUCCCUGACAUAAACUGUGAUGCGGCAAGAUGACUGAGUACUCUUAGACUGCUGCCAUAUUCUGGUGACAGCUUUUCCAUAAAAAUAGAAAUUAUUUCAUUAUAAAAAGUCAGUUAAGUGCUUUGGGUUUCUUCUUGGUUAAGAUUAUAGAAAGAGCAUCAAAUCCUGCAUAACCAAGCUUUUUAUUUGACAACACAAUAGCCUUAAUUUUAACACAUAACAAAAGUAAAUAAAAAACUUCCUCUUCUAAUUGGGAAUAAAAAAAGAAUGUAAAAAGUUACAUUAACAGUGUAAACAUUAACAAUUAACAAUGCUUCACAACUGAAGUGAAAACAAAGCAGUUAAUCUCUUCUAAUCUGAACUGUACAUAAGGAUGUUUUCUAGUUAGAGUUGUUGAUGGCCAACUACUGCAAUGUAACAUGUCUAGCCACCCUCAAUAUAGAGAGGCAAAGACUGUCCAUCAUGGUUUGUGUGUAUUACCUUAGCUUCAGACACAGGUAGGCUUCAGACAUUGCUAUAAAAUCAUAUUUUAUAUCUUUGUUGCUUGCAUGCCAUGACAUUCUGCACCAUUACAAUUAUAUCAGAAACUGUUGCUCACUCAGCAAGAUUUCACGUUUUCCCCUUUCCUAAAGUAGUGUUCAGGUUGGGUAUCUUUGAGUAGCUUUGGUUUCUGUACUGAAAUAAAUAUGCAAUAUAAUAAAAUCUCCAGUGCUUUUUCUCCACAUUCUGGAUCCAGUCUCAAGGAAAGCUGUGUACUUAAAUGGUUUUGCAUAGAAAUAAAACUAUUUCCUAAGCCCCCAGUUCCAGGAUUUUAAAGAAAGAUUUAACUGAGUUUGUUUUUGUUUUGUUGGGGUUUUUCUGGUUGUUUGUUUUUGUGGUGUUUUUAAAAUCACAUUUGUAAGCAGUCAGAAUUUAAAAGAAAAAUAAUAGCAGACUGUCAAUCUCUUCUGCUCAAUGACAUGACCUUAUAGGUUAAAAAACUGUACUGGUAAGCAUUCUUUUCACUCUCUUGCUUCCUUUCUUUGAAUUAACUUUGAAUAUAACACCUAAGGAAGUUACCAUAGCCUAUACAGGUAAUAUCUUCCUUGGAAAAUGACCGGUGUCUAUGUUAAUAAAGCCAGAGUGCUGUUAUCUCUCCAAAGCACAUACACUGUUGUCCUGAGUCAUACUGAAGUAGCAUCAGUGUAACAUCUUUGUGUCCUUCAACGGGAACAUUCUGCAGCUUGCAAUGGAAUUGAUGUACUGACAGAAGUUAGUCAAACAGAUCAAACUUCAUCAAGUUGCUGUUCUUGGGGACAUUUUAGCAUGGGGGUGCUGUACUGAGACUGGUUGUCACAGACCAAAUUGGAUUGAGCCUGGCCGCACUCAAAAGGCACAGGAAGCCAGAGUCUGUCUGCACACACUGCUUGAGCUGUUUAAUCUGCAGCAUGUUCACAGUCUCCUCCGUGUCUCAAAAGCAGCAUGAAAUCAAGCACAACAAAUGUUUUACCUGGAAUUUCAACAAGUAGGCAACAGAGUGGAGGAGUCAACUGGAAAGGAAAUGGGAGAUAAUGAACAGGGUGGUGACUUGCUGUAGAUGCCCUUGGAAAUGAAGGCUGCGAUGAAAUCCCACAAUGCCGUUUUGAGAGGAUGAGGUGAAGGGGGAGAAAGGGCAAUAGAAAAUGGCCAAGCAAACAGCCCUGACGAUUACUUUGGCGACUCUGCUGGGUGUUGCACUGGGGGGCCUGGUUUUGUGGAAAGCAACCCAGCAUCGGAAAGGAAAAACACGCUGUAGUAGUCAGCAAGAGGAAGCAGCAGGAAAGUCAGGAGAUGAGGAACUCAUUAAGGCAGAGGAUAAGAAGGAGCUUUCCUUCUUCAGAUCUCCCACCUUUCUCUGGAUAGAGAGCACCCUUGGUGCAGACAUAGUGAUAGUUUCAGAACAGGAGGAGUGGGAUCAUGCUGAACCAUUGCUGAAGAAAGAACUGGAGAAGUGGCCGGUUCUUGGAAUUGAUUGUGAGUGGGUGUCUGUUCAGGGAAAAGCAAAUCCUGUAUCCCUGUUGCAGAUGGCUUCUUCCAGUGGCCUCUGCAUUCUUGUUCGGUUGCCCAGGCUUGUUGCCAGUGGCCAGACUCUUCCAAAGACCCUGGUGGACAUCAUGGCAGACAGUGCUGUGUUGAAAGUUGGGGUAGGAUGCUGGGAAGAUGCUUGCAAAUUGCUUAAUGAUUAUGGCCUUCCAGUCAAAGGGAGCAUGGAUCUCCGGUAUUUAGCCGUGAGACAGCGGAAGGAUCUACUUCACAACUGCCUUAGCCUUAAGUCUUUAGCUGAAAAAGUCCUGAACUUCCCGCUUGACAAAUCUCCUCAUGUGCGUUGCAGCAACUGGGAAGCAGAAGAACUGACACAAGAUCAGGUUCUCUAUGCUGCUAGGGAUGCCCAGGUCUCAGUGGCUCUGUUCUUCCAUUUGCUGGGAUUUACCAGCCUCCCUGCUACAUCUGAAGGUGAAAACUCUGUCACUGCUUGGGAGAAAGCACGGGUUAAAUGCCAGGGCUUGGUGGAUAUCCCAUUUAGAGGAAGAAAGAGUGGCAGCACAGGAGAGGAGAAGAGUGGAGAGGGACGUUCCCCUCAGAAAACAAAGAAUCGGAAAUCUUGGGUGAACGGCCAGCCCUCUGGCAAUCAGCAAAUGAGAGAUCCACGGAGGCAGAAGCGAAAGCCUCUGGGUGUGGGAUAUUCUGCAAGAAAAUCUCCACUGUAUGACAACUGCUUCCUGCAUGCACCAGAUGGACAGCCCCUGUGCACGUGUGAUCGCAAGAAGGCUCAGUGGUAUUUGGACAAGGGGAUUGGAGAGCUAGUUAGCACAGAACCUUUUGUUGUGAAACUGCGUUUUGAGCCUUCAGGACGUCCCGAGUCCCAAGUUGAUUAUUAUCUGACAGUCAAAGAAAACCUCUGUGUUGUAUGUGGCAAGCGAGAAUCCUAUAUCCGGAAGAAUGUUGUUCCUCAUGAAUACCGAAGACAUUUCCCCAUCCAGAUGAAGGACCACAACUCACAUGAUGUGCUCCUACUCUGCACAUCCUGCCAUGCCAUCUCCAAUUACUAUGACAACCACCUCAAGCAGCAGCUGGCCCAGGAGUUUGGGGCUCCCAUCGGCUCCGAGGAAGGUGUGCGUCUCCUGGAGGACCCUCUGCGCAGGCAAGUGCGCUCGGGGGCGCGCGCCCUGCUGAAUGCAGACAGCCUGCCUGACCCCCGCAGGGCAGAGCUGCUGCAAGGCAUCAAGGACUUCUAUAACACAGACACAGUCACUCCAGAGAUGCUCCAGGCAGCAGCUGAUUUGGAAACCAGGAUCUGCAAUGAGAGCUACGUGCCACAUGGACUGAAGGUGGUGCAGUGUUGUGCUAAAGGAGGCCUGCGCUCUCUCAUGCAGCUGGAAAGACGCUGGCGGCAGCAUUUCUUGGACAGCAUGAAGCCCAAACACCUCCCAGAGCAAUGGUCAGUGGACCAUAACCAUGUGAAGUUGAUCCAAAAGUAUGGGGAGGAUCUUCAGAUCAAGCUGUCAUGAAACUUACUUCCUGGACUCUGGAUAGUGUCUAAUGGACAUAUUUAACUGAAGAUGGAAAGACUAUUUUUAUUUCUAUGUCUCCACUAACACCUGGGGCCUGGGUUUUCAAAAAGGCAGCAGUAGAUCUGCCAUGUUCGCCAGUUAAAAUUAAAUUUGGUGGUUUAUAGAGUUAAA